AUGAAUUCUACUACAGCUUCCUACAACCCGUCUCACGAAGGGAACACCAGUGCCGAUUCUCCCAAAGAGGUCCAGGGGGUUCCAAUCCUCACACUUAACGAUGGCCACAAGAUUCCCAUGCUUGGCUACGGUACCGGCACCGCCCAAUCUCUUGUAGGCAACACUGGCAACGACCUACACGAAUCCCUCGUAGCGACGAUCCUCAUGGCCAUCCGCGCCGGGUACCACCACCUCGACGGCGCCGAGUAUUACGGUAACGAGCGCGAGCUCGGUGAAGCAAUCAAGCAAUCAGGCCUCCCCCGCUCCACCUUCUUCGUCACCACCAAAAUUUCCGGCACCAAACCCACAGACACCGAGGCCAGCAUCACGUCUUCCCUCGAGAAGCUCGGCCUCGACUACGUCGACCUUUACCUCAUUCACGCGCCCUUCUUUGCCUCCACGGACGCUGAACUGCAGGCCAAAUGGGCCGAGUUCGAAGCCGUGCAGGCCAGCGGCCGCGCUCGUAGCAUCGGCGUUAGCAACUUCUUGCAGUCGCACCUCGAGGCGAUCCUUAAGACCGCGAAGGUCGUACCGGCAGUUAACCAGAUCGAGUACCACCCGUACCUACAGCACCAGGGCCUAGUAGAGUUUAACCAGGAGCACGGGAUCGCGACGGUUGCGUUUUCGCCGCUGGCGGCGCUUCUACACGCGCGGCCAGGGCCGAUGGACCGGUAUUAUUCGAACUUGGCGGCGAAGUAUGGGGUUACUGAGGCGGAGGUAGCGUUGAGGUGGGUGGUGGACCAGGGGCUGGUGGUGCUGACGACUAGUUCGAAAGAGGACCGGUUGAAGGGGUACUUGGCGAAUAUUGGGAGAUGGAAGCUGACGCCGAGAGAGGUAGAUAAUAUCAAGGAGAUUGGACGGGAGAAGCAUUAUAGAGGGUUUUGGACUAAUAAAUUUGCGGCUGACGACAGGUUAUAG
Molecule: messenger RNA, 957 nt
Organism: Pseudogymnoascus destructans
Lineage: Eukaryota; Fungi; Ascomycota; Leotiomycetes; Thelebolales; Thelebolaceae
Exons: 2
Coding region: 1-957 (318 amino acids)
Cellular component (GO): cytosol
Molecular function (GO): oxidoreductase activity, acting on NAD(P)H as acceptor; aldose reductase (NADPH) activity
Source: RefSeq, a predicted model, not a curated record